CCGGUGAGACUGCUGCUGGUGCUGCUGCUACUGCCAGUGGCCAGUGCCUCAGAAGCUGAACAUCGCCUGUUCCAGCACCUGUUUGAAGAUUACAACGAGUUCAUUCGGCCUGUGGCCAACGUGUCCCAUCCAGUCACCGUCCAGUUUGAGGUGUCCAUGUCUCAGCUGGUGAAGGUGGAUGAAGUGAACCAGAUCAUGGAGACCAACCUGUGGCUGAAACAAAUCUGGAAUGACUACAAGCUGAAAUGGAAACCCUCUGACUACCAAGGGGUGGAGUUCAUGCAUGUCCCCGCAGAGAAGAUCUGGAAACCAGACAUUGUGCUUUAUAACAACGCUGACGGGGAUUUCCAGGUUGAUGACAAGACCAAAGCUCUACUCAGGUACACAGGAGAAGUGACUUGGAUCCCCCCAGCCAUCUUUAAGAGCUCAUGCAAAAUCGAUGUGACCUACUUCCCAUUCGACUACCAAAAUUGCACCAUGAAGUUCGGCUUGUGGUCCUAUGACAAGGCCAAGAUUGACCUGGUCCUCAUUGGCUCCUCAAUGAACCUCAAGGACUACUGGGAAAGUGGCGAGUGGGCCAUCAUCAAAGCCCCAGGCUACAAGCAUGAGAUUAAGUACAACUGCUGUGAGGAGAUCUACCAAGACAUCACGUACUCACUGUACAUCCGCCGCCUGCCGCUGUUUUACACCAUCAACCUCAUCAUCCCCUGCCUGCUCAUCUCUUUCCUCACAGUGCUCGUCUUCUACCUGCCCUCUGACUGUGGCGAGAAGGUAACUCUCUGCAUCUCCGUGCUCCUCUCCCUGACUGUCUUUCUCCUAGUGAUCACCGAGACCAUCCCUUCUACCUCACUGGUCAUCCCCCUGAUCGGGGAGUACCUCCUCUUCACCAUGAUUUUCGUCACCUUGUCCAUUGUUAUCACAGUCUUCGUACUCAACGUGCACUACAGAACACCAACCACACACACGAUGCCCACUUGGGUCAAGGCUAUAUUCCUGAACCUGCUCCCCAGGGUCAUGUUUAUGACUAGGCCAACCAGCAGCGAGGGAGAAGCUCAGAAACCAAGGACCUUCUACAGUGCUGAGCUCUCAAACCUGAACUGCUUCAACCGUGCAGACUCUAAAAGCUGCAAGGAAGGCUACCCAUGCCAAGAUGGGACAUGCAGCUACUGCCACCACCGGAGGGUAAAAAUCUCAAAUUUCAGUGCUAAUCUCACGAGAAGCUCAAGUUCUGAGUCUGUCGAUGCUGUGUUGUCAUCCCUCUCUGCUCUGUCACCAGAAAUCAAGGAAGCAAUCCAAAGUGUGAAGUAUAUUGCAGAAAAUAUGAAAGCACAGAAUGUAGCCAAAGAGAUUCAAGACGAUUGGAAGUACGUUGCCAUGGUGAUUGACCGAAUCUUUCUCUGGGUUUUCAUCCUGGUGUGCAUUUUAGGGACGGCGGGAUUAUUUCUACAGCCCUUGAUGGCCAGAGAUGACACAUAA
Messenger RNA from Cricetulus griseus (Chinese hamster), 1476 nucleotides. Lineage: Eukaryota; Metazoa; Chordata; Mammalia; Rodentia; Cricetidae. The record is from RefSeq and is a predicted model, not a curated record.